Podarcis raffonei (Aeolian wall lizard) is the source of this 2672-nucleotide messenger RNA. It is a transcript of the gene WNT10A, whose product is annotated as Wnt family member 10A. Gene Ontology annotation, molecular function: cytokine activity; frizzled binding. Gene Ontology annotation, cellular component: extracellular region. Gene Ontology annotation, biological process: multicellular organism development; cell fate commitment; neuron differentiation. The coding region runs from base 640 to 1809 and encodes 389 amino acids. The transcript is spliced from 4 exons. The record is from RefSeq and is a predicted model, not a curated record. NCBI's taxonomy places the organism in Eukaryota, Metazoa, Chordata, Lepidosauria, Squamata, Lacertidae.
CUCCCUUCCCCCGGGAGAAAGAUUACCUUGCCCUGAUAGAGCCGCUGCAGCCCCUGCUUGCAACUUCAGCAAGCCGGGUGGGGGGUUCAAAAGUUGCAAAGGAAAGAGGGUGUGUACAUAAGACAGGGAGGCAGAGAGAGAGAGAGAGAGAGAGAGCGCGAUAUCUUUGCCAGCCUCCUUCUUUUUCUUCCCAGCGCUCUCGGAUGGGGGGUGGAGGAGGAGGAGGACCUGCCCGCAUGGAGCUCCGAGGACAACCGUGGAGCCCGUUGCUACCUUCACCGACGACGACUAACCCUCGACGCCUCUUCGAAAACCAGCUGCCCUGCUGAAGGAACGAGAAGGGUGGGGAAGAGAGAGGGAGAGAGAGAGAGAGGGCAGGCCCGAGGUGCUCGCUGCAGUUUGGGCUUGCAAAUCUUUGCAACGAGCUGUCGAAAAAACAAAAACACCUCCCUCUCCAAUCCAAGGCGAUCAAUGAGGUCCUAAAAGAGCAGGGGAAAGUGACAGGAGUAGAGAGAAGGAGCGCAAAUCGGCGGCAGCAGCAGCAAGCAGCGAAGAGACAACCUACCCCCAUCCCCACCCUACUAGCCCUUAAACAAGAAGAACCAGCUGGUAGACAGACUAAAACUUCCAGCAGCCAGCAUGGGGCAAACUCUGCUUCUUUGGCUCUGCCCCCUGCUUCUCCUCAGUCUCUGGGGCCAAAGCUCCUUAUCCAAUGAGAUUCUGGGCCUGAAGUUGCCAUUGGAACCUGUGCUUAAUGCCAACACGGUGUGCCUGACCUUGCCUGGUCUGACACGGCGACAACUGGAGGUGUGCGUGCGGAAUCCUGACGUGACGGCUUCUGCCAUUCAAGGCAUCCAGAUCGCCAUCCACGAGUGCCAACACCAGUUCCGCGAUCAGCGCUGGAAUUGCUCGAGCCUGGAGACCAAGAACAAGAUCCCCUAUGAAAGCAUCAUCUUCAGCAGAGGUUUCCGGGAGAGUGCUUUUGCCUAUGCCAUUGCAGCCGCAGGGGUGGUACAUGCUGUCUCCAAUGCAUGCUCCCUGGGCAAGCUGCAGGCAUGUGGCUGUGACCAGAAGCGCCGUGGGGAUGAGGAAGCUUUCCGCCUCAAGCUGCACCGUCUCCAGCUGGAGGCCAUGAACCGAGGCAAGGGGAUGAUGCAUGGAGUGCACUUGGAACACAUGCCAGCUGAGGCCCCAGGCCUGCAAGACUCCUGGGAGUGGGGGGGCUGCAGCCCCGAUGUGGACUAUGGGGAGAAAUUUUCCAAGGACUUCUUAGAUUCCCGGGAGACCUACCGAGACAUCCACUCUCGCAUGAGACUGCACAACAACCGUGUUGGCCGGCAGGUGGUGAUGGAGAACAUGCGGAGGAAAUGCAAGUGCCACGGCACCUCGGGGAGCUGCCAACUGAAGACAUGCUGGCAGGUAACCCCUGAGUUCCGCCUGGUAGGCUCCCUGCUCAAGGAGCGCUUCUAUGGGGCCAUGCUGAUCCGGCCCCACAACAGGAACACAGGGCAGAUGGAGUUGAGCCACGCCCGCCAGAGGCGCCGGGCUGGCAUCAGCGACCUGAUCUACUUUGAGAAGUCACCGGACUUUUGUGAGCGGGAGCCGGCACUGGACUCCAUGGGGACGCAAGGGCGCUUAUGCAACAAGACCAGCCCGGGCAUGGACAACUGCGAGAGCCUGUGCUGCGGGCGGGGACACAACAUCCUGCGGCAGACACGCAGCGAGCGAUGCAACUGCAAGUUCCAUUGGUGCUGCUUCGUGGCCUGCGAGGAGUGCCGGCUCACGGAGUGGGUCAGCGUCUGCAAAUGAAGACCAUGGCCUCUGCUGGACGCUCCAGAGACUCUGCGGUUUCUACUGGGCACAGUGGAGCCCUGCAAAAAGCAAGAGGCACGGCUUGGGCAGCCUGGCACGUUUGUGUUUCACAUCAUCUCCCUGGCACUUCCUCUCCUCCUUUCUGACUUGUGCAUGAGCACUCAAGGGGUUCGGUUGUACAUGGGCGUUAGUCGCGAGCCUGGCACCUCUGAAGCACAAAGAGCUGCACGCCAGUGGGCUUAGCUGGAAUCCCAGACAUUAACUCCAGCUGCUUCUGGCCACUGGCAUCUCCAGCUGUGGUUUGAAGGCCCAGGAGACACCUACAUAGGUUCCUUCUGCAGAACCUCACUCAGUCCUUCCCCCGUGAUGUAUCUUGCUAAUCCCACACUGGGAUCAUUCAGGUGGCCGGCAGCCCUUACAGAACAAAAUACCUGUUUUUUCUUUUUUUAAAUCCUGGGUUGAAAUCAUAGAAUUGUAGAGUUGGAAGGGACCACGAGGGCCAUCUAGUCUAACACCCUGAAAUGCAGGAAUCUUUCACCCAACAUGGGGCUCAAACCCACGACACUGAGAUUAAGAGCCUUGUGCUCUACCGACUGAGCUGUACCAGCUGCCACAUUUCACGUUGGACCAAUUCAAGACCUGUUUUGGUUGCCAUUAGUAUCUUUGUUAUUCAGGAGAGAGAGAAAUUAAAAAUGCUGAGUUUGUUUAAAAUAAAUGUUUCUAGCAAGAGAUUGAAGGGUGGGGGCACAGAGACCUCUGACUCCAGUGUCCCAUACAGGCACUGUAGGCAUGUAGUAUGAUGGUAACUGUGGUUGGUAAAUUAUUUUAUUAUUGUGAGAAUAAAAGUGAAUCAGAGAUGG